Molecule: messenger RNA, 604 nt
Organism: Paramecium octaurelia
Lineage: Eukaryota; Ciliophora; Oligohymenophorea; Peniculida; Parameciidae
Source: the annotation of a GenBank genome assembly
AUGGUAGUAAAUUUAGACGAAUAAAUUAAAACUGAUGACAUAUAUUUAUUCACAAAGUGUCUUGGCUAAAUUGUUAAUAAGGAAAAUUUGGCAUUACUUAAUUAAGUAAUGAGAUGAUAUGAAAACCUUAGCCUUAAAAUUUGCAAAGGAAGAAAAAUUGCUUAGAUUAACUAAUUUAAAAUAAUGAUAAUCGCAAAGAAAAUUAUUUCAUUCAAAAACUAAAUCAAGUUAGAACUUGGAAAUUGCUUCAAUUAAUUGAUCAAUUAACGGAGUAGAUCCAACUCGAAAUUUAAUCAAAGAAUCAGAGUUAGGACUAAAAAGUUACAAUGAGGAAACAUAAGUUGUAUCAAAAGACUAAAAAGGAUUUUUAAUUACAAUACACUCAACAAACAAACUUACAAGAAAGAAGACUUAGUUCUUAUUUAAUUAAUUUAGGAAUCAAUUAAAUCUUAGUCUAAAUCAUGCCAUUUUAUCUAAAUUAUGGAACCCAUAGAUUUAUAAAAUCUAGUGAACUAUUAAUCAAUAAGCAAAUAUUAACCUAAAACCUACAUUUGGUAAUUUAUGAUAAUAAAAUUAGAAGACUCCUUGUCUUAUUUAUAUAUGA